This is a messenger RNA of Poeciliopsis prolifica (blackstripe livebearer), 953 nucleotides long. Its product is annotated as kallikrein-13-like. The record is from RefSeq and is a predicted model, not a curated record. The coding region runs from base 61 to 801 and encodes 246 amino acids. The transcript is spliced from 6 exons. Lineage: Eukaryota; Metazoa; Chordata; Actinopteri; Cyprinodontiformes; Poeciliidae. Gene Ontology annotation, molecular function: serine-type endopeptidase activity. Gene Ontology annotation, biological process: proteolysis.
CAGCAUGAAGUUGUGAACAGGGUUUAAAAGCUGCUGCAGGACUCCAGACAUGGACCAGCAAUGGCUCUGCUGAAGGUUCUGCUGCUGCUGGGGCUGGGUGUUUCAGUGAACUCAGCUGUUUCUCUCCAGAAGAGAAUCAUUGGAGGUCGAAACUGUGAUGACACGGAGCGUCUUUAUCAUGUUCGGCUGGAGAGCAGCAAGGGUGAUGCAGCAUUCCGCUGUGGAGGAUCUCUGAUCCACCCUGAGUGGAUCUUGACUGCAGCUCACUGCUUGUUGAUGAUAGGAUGGACCAGCAGAAUGAUGUUAAAAGUUCAUCCACGGACUGCUGGGCAGCAGAUUCAGGAAAUACAACAUAAUCGUAUUAUUUACCACCAAUAUGACAUCCUGUUGCUGAAACUUCAGACACCAGUAACAGAUGUCCCACUUGCUCGGCUUCCAGACUGCAGUUAUCAUCUUAACUUAGGUGAUAUUAUUCAGCUGGCAGGAGAGGGAGGAACUACAACCGGCCCCAAUAAUCAGCGAUUACCUCCUGGUGGUGCUAUUCCAGCACAUCUUCAAUGUGUCGACAUGAAAGUUGCUCUGGUUUCCCAAGUCCAUCAGACAUAUGGGCAUGUAUUCUAUGUUUCAGGAACAAACAAGGAUAUCUGCUAUGGCGACGCUGGUGGAGCAGCGCUGUACAACGGCAUGAUUUAUGGUGUGAUUUCUUUUGGUGGACCAGACUUUGCAUGUCAGAGACAAGCUAUGAUCACAGAUGUGUGUAAAUACCUGGGAUGGAUAAAACAAAAAACUGGGAUUGAAUAAAACAUAAAUUAUUAUGAAAUUAAAUUCUCAUGUUUGUAGAAUUAGAAUAAAUCAAUAGUUUUGUUUUUUCUCACCUGAUCUUGACCUCCCUAAUGGAGCUUUCUCUGCGUCAGAAAUAAAAAAUAAAUCAGUAAAUGAAUGAAAAAGAAACA